GGGGUGUGAACCAGGUGCCAGUACGGAUCGCAUCUAGGUGACAGAUCUCGGUUUGAUCAACACACGACCGUCAUGCUGGCUCCUGCUCAAGAUCGCCCUGUCACCGUCGCCCUGAUCGGUGCGGGACAACGAGGAGGAAUUUACGCCGACUACAUCUCCCUGAACCCAUCAACAUGCCGUCUAGUCGCCCUCGCAGAACCUCGCCCGACCCGCCGGUCCACCCUAGCUAAACGACACUCCAUCCCCUCCGACCUAGUCUUCAAGGAUUGGAAAGAACUAGCCUCCCGUGGAAAAGUCGCUGAUGCCGUCAUCAUCGCUAUCAUGGAUCGAGGUCACGCCGAGGCGGUCAAAGUGUUUGCCGAGCAGGGGUACGAUAUCUUGUGUGAGAAGCCGAUCGCUACGUCGAUCGAGGAGUGUGUGGGGAUCGUCGAGGCGGUCAAGAAACACGGGGUCAUCUUUGGUUGUGGGCACGUCCUCCGGUACUCCCCCUACAACACCUCUAUCCGCCAAACAAUCUCCACAGGGAUCCUCGGCAAGAUCAUCAACAUCCAACACCUCGAACCCGUCGGCAGACAACAUUUCGCGCAUUCCUACGUCCGCGGGAACUGGAGGAACGAAAAGACGGCGAGUUUCUCGUUGAUGGCCAAGAGUUGUCAUGAUAUCGAUAUCCUCAACUUCUACCGGUCAGACCAGAUCGAACCUCGUUCACUCUCCUCCUUCGGGAACCUGAACCAUUUCAAACCUUCUGAGAAACCCAAUGAGGCUGGGGAUGCGACGCAUUGCGUUGGAUGUGCUUAUGAGCCCGAGUGCCCUUAUUCCGCUAAAAAGAUCUACUUGGAACCCGUCUACGACGGCCCGAAGAGGGAUAGCGGGGAUGAUAUCUGGGCCACCCAUAUCCUGGACGAACCCCCUGAUAUCGAGAAUGUCGCCGCGGCCAUCCAACCGGAUGGGAUCGCAGGUGGGAGGUGGGGAAAGUGUGUGUAUUCCGGUGAUAACGAUGUGGUGGAUCAACAGGUUGUUAAUAUCCAAUACAAGGACGGGACGACGGCCAGUUUCACCAUGGUCGCCUUUACGAAACAAGUCUGUAACCGCGUGACUCGAAUCCACGGUUCUCACGGCGAGAUCGUCGGCGACAUGUCUACCUACACCGUCACCGAUUUCCGAACAGGAGAAUCUACCCACCACGAGCCUGCCAACGAAGGCGGUGGGCACGGGGGAGGAGAUAUGGGACUGAUGAGGUCGUUCAUCCGGGCUUGUAGCGAGCAGGAUCAGACGGCUUUAGGGGUCGAGCCCGAGGACAUCUUGAGGAGCCACUUGAUGGUCUUUGCUGCGGAAGAGUCGAGGUUGAAGGAUCAGAACGUGCUGUAUGACGAUUUUCAGAAGAGGUGUUUAAGCGGAUCGGUGUGAGCGGCGAAGGGGUGUAUGUAAUGCUUUGUAACGAUUGGUAUGGUUGUAAAGUGUUAUCAUCAGCGAUGGUCAUGACCUGCAUACCUGA
Messenger RNA from Filobasidium floriforme, 1495 nucleotides. RefSeq lists its product as uncharacterized. NCBI's taxonomy places the organism in Eukaryota, Fungi, Basidiomycota, Tremellomycetes, Filobasidiales, Filobasidiaceae. The coding region runs from base 73 to 1407 and encodes 444 amino acids. The record is from RefSeq and is a predicted model, not a curated record. Gene Ontology annotation, molecular function: nucleotide binding. The transcript is spliced from 6 exons.